Molecule: messenger RNA, 1257 nt
Organism: Rhizoctonia solani
Lineage: Eukaryota; Fungi; Basidiomycota; Agaricomycetes; Cantharellales; Ceratobasidiaceae
Product: Peptidase family M28 protein
Exons: 6
Coding region: 1-1257 (418 amino acids)
Biological process (GO): proteolysis
Molecular function (GO): metalloexopeptidase activity
Source: RefSeq, a predicted model, not a curated record
AUGUACGCUGCCGCCUCUUUCUUGUUGGCCACCGCUAUCGGUGCGCUUGGUGUUCCUGCUACAGUAUCUGAAUUCAACGACCUCUCACUUCGAACGAUUCAGUUCUCGAAUGAACAUAUCGAAAAGCUCCCUAUUGCAGCUAUUGAAUCGCUACGCUUCGCACCUGCUCUUCCGCGCCCACUCUCCUCGGACUCGCUAAACGCCGCCCGAGCCUCGAUAGCCAACAUCUCCAUUCUCACCGCUACCACUAUCUCGGACGAAGCAAUUGAAGAGCUCCAGGGCCGAUACGAGCGUAAACUCUGGGGUCCAGGAUAUGUCGAUAUUACCGAUUCGGGACCGUCGUCUUCGAUCAAGUCGAGAGCAGUCGUCGCUCCCAACUAUCCUACCCCCAAUCCCUCCGCCCACCCGGAACUUACUCCGAUGUUGGCCAUGGUUACCGCGUCCGAAAUAAAGUCGUACGUGAGCCAAUUAUCGACUGGUUACGCGACGCGGUACUACAGGAGCACGAACGCCCGGGCUCCGUCCCUUUGGAUCCAGUCCCAGUUUGCUUCGUGGCUCGGAACUUCCCAAGCCAAGCUGGCGGAGAACUCGUUCAACCAGCCCAAUGUCAUCGGCCGUAUCGAGGCCAAGUCCGGGAGCGCGAGCGCCGGCAUCGUCAUUCUCGGCGCGCAUUUGGACUCGACCAGUCAAUCGGCCUCUUCCUCUGCACCAGGAGCUGACGACGAUGCUUCGGGUGUUGCGGUGAUGAUGGCCAUUAUGCGCAUUCUCAAGGCCAACAAUUAUCAGGGCACUUAUGCUAUCGAAGCUCACGCUUACGCCGGUGAAGAGGGUGGCUUGCUUGGUGCGAAAACGCUCGCCGCUUCUUAUAAAUCGGCCGGCAAGACCGUCCGAGGUAUGCUGGACUUUGAGAUGAUUGGUUACCAACCCAACACUUCCAGCAACUCUGGGAAAUCUAGCACGAUCACUGUCUUGUCGGACCCUGUCAGUGCUAUGAGCACCCAUAUGACCAACGUCGUCAAGGCUUAUGUACCGACGGCUGAGAGGCGGAGCGUUAGCUGUGGUUACGGAUGCAGUGACCACUAUGCAUUCUACGAUGCAGGGUAUCCUGUCGUCUGCAUUGCCGCCUAUGGGCCCAAUGAUGGCAACCUCAACCCCAACUAUCAUCGCACAACAGAUACCAUCGACAAGCUGAACUUUGACAAGGGUGUCGACUUUGUAAAAGCUGGGCUCGCUUGGGUUGUUGAGGUAGCUGCCUAA